GAAAAUGCUCAUAUCAGACGGCAUCAAUCACGUUAAACUACAAUCAAUAAUCGUCGGGGAAUUGAAAAAAGCGGGAUUGAAACAUCGAUUGAAGAAAAUUAUUCUAAAAAGCGUUAAAGAUCAUAAGACUGUGUUUGGAGCACCGUUAGUUAAAGUGCCAUCAUGCAGUGUAAUUUGUUGUGGAAGUACUUUGAGUGUUCCUAUUGUUGUCACUGAAAUGUCUACUGUACUUAGAGCCAAUGCCCACAUUGAGGGUUUAUUCCGGAAAGCGGGUUCUCAAAACCGCCAAAAGGAUAUAAAGCGGUUAUUAGAUGCUGGUGGUUGUGUUUCUGAAGGACAUCACCCUAUUGAUGUUGCAAGUGUACUCAAAUUGUACCUUAGAUGCUUGCCAGAACCAUUGAUCAAUGCCGAGGUACAAGACCUCCUGUUGAGAUGCAGGCUUUCUGCCGGUGAGGAUGCGCUCAAACCAAUACUUCAUACAUUGCUACUUUUACCAGUACUACAUGUUCAUCUUCUUCAUUAUAUUAUGGAGCUUCUUAAUUUCAUAGCAGCAAGACACAAAGACAACCUUAUGGAUUCCUCUAACUUGGCCAUAGUAUUGGCCCCAAGCAUCAUGCCACUGCCGGCUGCUGCCACGGCUCAAAGACUGGAGCAUCAUGUUGCACUUGUCAAGAUAUUCAUCGAAAACUCGCAGCAUAUAGGAUUACUGACAGACGAUCUCAUGACACAAUUAGACGAUGAUUCCGAUGUCUAUCUUGCAAGGAGGAAGAAACGUCGAAGUGGGUCACUUAAUCGAGUCCUAAGUGGCCUACGCAAAAUGGUCUCUGGUACUGUGAACACACCAGCUACCGUAAGAGAAAACACCAAAACUCCAGUACUUAGCAAAUCUGCCGCCAAAAGAAAAUUCGACAGCUAUGAGGGGCUUUCUGCGAAAACUAAGAAAGAGAUAACGCAAGGAUUACCACAGAAAGAGCUAUCCUUCACCCCACUGAAAAUGGGUUUGACUGAGCGUAAAAGACUGCGACUUAGCAUGAUGGACGCGAGAAGUACACCUGUCAUAAAUUCCGACUUCAGUUCACAUAAAAACUCUGAAACCAGUAUUAGCAGUGAAGACUUGUUAACUUCUUCCGAACAUUUGUUCAGUGCACAUGACACAAUCGAUUUGUCACCUGAUAUGAGACAAGUGAACAAAGAUUAUGUCAGGAUAUCGAAACAGGAAUACGAAGAAAUCAAGAGCCGGGUAUCCGCUAUAGAAAAUAGACUAUCCAGGGAGUUCACUGACGCCAUACCGAGGGUGCAACCACUACAGCAAGUACAGAAUGUUUAUGAACAAACAUUGGAAGAAGUCGCAAUGUUGAAUUGCCCUAACUCUGAUCAUUUGGCGAGGCGUUUGAGCAAGGAACUGAAAAUAAGACCAAACGAAGAAGCAAAGAUAAUUCGAUCGCCGAGCGCCAGAAAAAUUGGCUCAAUACGGCGGCGCUCCAAAGAAAAUAUUAUCAAAAUCGUUAGGCAUAAGUCAUGGAACGCAUCGUCGCGUUCUCAAGCGAGCCAAAAUGGAGACAGAUUCUAUCCCUAUAUUGGGUUGUCGCGUAGAAAUAGAACUAGUACAGCGAAACCAGACUUAGCAGCGAAGACCUCCACGCCAAAUGACUGGGAUGCUUCUGUUUCUGGGGAUUCUUUGAACGUUUCUAACAAUAACAAAAAAUAUCAAUUACGAAAAAGAGUCAGUCUCGCCUCAGACUACAAUUUAGACAAAACCAUUGGCAAAUUCCAACCACGACGUUCUUUAAAUAUGACUGUAGUAGACAAUAGCUGGGAUAACACUAAUUCAGAAAGUUCGAUGAGUAAUACAAUGAACUCAAGCACUAAGUCAUGUAAGUCUGAUGCUUCAAGGUUAUAUCAAAAUGUCAGUGAGGCAGUAGGAAACCAAAAUCUCAGUAAACUUCGUAAACAAAGCCCACAGCAUACGCAACAGAAAUGGCUCAGUGCUGCAGCUUUCUUUAUGGACAAAACAGGGGAGUUGGACAGUUCCAGUCACAGCGGUAGACCUUCAGUCAACAAGUUACGUCGUCAAAAUGCCGGGGCAGUUCUGGCGAAAGCCAAAUUAUUCGAAUCUAGCUCUGACAAAUCAUCAGAGAGGCACAACAAAAAUGCUCAUACUGGAUUUGCGAGGAAACCAAGGUUGAAUCCACAGGUUAAACCUAUCAAACUUGUAGCUCACGUCAAGCCCAAACUUCAGCAAUCGAAUUUGCAUGAUGCCGCACCUAGUAUUCCUGCAAGGAUGCAGAGAACAGUAGAUGUAGCUUCAACAGCGCAGAACAGAUCUCAUAAAUCGCUCAACGUUCAUACCAAAGAGGAGAUCGAUUCUUGGAGGUUAAACAAGAAAAUAACACCAACGAAAAAAGUAACUUCACUACAAUCGUCGAACUUGGCGAAAACUCCUCAAGCACCGCUAUUAAAAAAACCAUUGUGUACCCCUAGAAACUUGCGUACAGCAUCAACAAUAAUCGAUUCUAGAAAAGUUAAUACGCCUAUGAGGGCAGUUCACAUUUCGCCGAGAAGAAGAUCACCACGGCAAAAACGCCUGUAAUGAAAUAAGACGAUUUAUAUUUUUAUCAAGUUUAGACUAAUAGAUAGUAUUAAUAUAAGUGUGAUUAAAGAAAUCGAGUGGCCAUUUGUAAAUAGAAUUAAUGAAUAAAUUGAAUCAUACUUUUGAUUAUAUCUGAUUAAUAAAUAUGAUUAAAACUAA
Messenger RNA from Chilo suppressalis (striped riceborer), 2749 nucleotides. Lineage: Eukaryota; Metazoa; Arthropoda; Insecta; Lepidoptera; Crambidae. The record is from the annotation of a GenBank genome assembly.